UGACCCAUCAUGGACUAUAGGGAUGCACAGCAUCAUGUUUCCUGGCAAAAAAAAAUAAUAUAUUUUUGUGUGAUUAUUCUGCCACGAAACUCAGCUCUCAUAUAUCACGUGGCCCCCGGAGUCUUUCUCCCAGACUGCAGAUGUUGGUGUCAGAGGUGACCUUGACAACCGCUCUUCUGCUGGCGGCAGGGUCCAUUUCUCCGGAGGGAUGAGGCAAAUAGGAACUGGCGCCCCCUUUCUCUCUGGCGCCGUUGGUUUUGCCCGUCCCUCUGCGCGUCCCUGUUGUUUCGCGGGAGCAGGAAGCGCGCGUCACCCGGUUCUAGUAAUUGGCAGCCCGUAGUCAGUGACGGGAGGGGCCGCCUGGAAACGUCACACGUUUUUUUAAUCAUUUAUGUCCGUCGGGAGAGCUUCAGAGGUACUAAUGAGCAUGCAUCACCGCAGGAAACAACGAUUAUCCGAAGGAACUUACAGACAGUAUAUGAUAGAUAAUGAAGAACCCAUUUCAGAGCCCACAACCAGUGAUGGUCCUAAAAGUAGGACUGAUAAUAAAGAUUCAUCAGUUGUGAUCUCCGAUAGCGAUGAUGCGGAACUGCAGGAAGAAAGUAUUUUGCCAAAAAAGAGACGCAGGCCUCCACCCCACCGAAAACCUUUGCCGGUCAAAAGAAAACUUGCACAAAUGACAGAGGAGGAACAACUGGCUUUGGCAGUACAAAUCAGUCAACAGGAGCUGGCAAAACCUGAAGAAUACACCCAAGAAGAAGAGGAUGAGCUGAUAAAGAAAGCCAUUGAAGAAAGUCUUCAUAGCUGUCAAGUUCCUGAUAUUCUCGCUAGUCCCUCAAAAGAUGAGUUAACCAGUGGAGCAUCUUCAAGCCAUGAACACUGUGAAAAAGAACCACAUUCCUCCAAGGAGUCUAAACCUUCAGGUGAAAUCUCAGCAAAAAGCCCAGUUGUGCGUUUGCAACGUUUAAGUCAAGAUAUUGUGGAAAGCUCGAGUGUCAUCUUGUCUCCUAACUGCAAGGAUCCUAUUUCAUGCAUUGAAAACUGUCUACAGUCUGCUCUGUCUCCAUGUACCAGUAGCAACUUUCUAAAAGCCUCCCCUGCUAAAGAACUCGCAUUAAGCCCCGUUUUUCCAAAGAAGUCCCCACGUCCAUGCAAACUGAUUCCUUGCAGACUGUUUCAGGACAGAAGCCCAAGUGCUGACAGGCCAGUAGAUGAUCUAGAUGACCAAUGCACACAUUGCUCAGAGAGUCCCCAGAUAGACUCCUUGUCUAUUAUGUUGCCUACCUCAUGCUCCCAAGGAGAAAGUUCAUAUCAAAAUGACUGCGGGAAGACAGAGACUUUUCAUACUGACAAAGCCAAAAAAUUGGACUGUGAGAAGGGCAUUGAAAGCUCUGAUUGUAGGGCAGGCAAGAUGAAUCAAAGUGGAGGCACGGUUCACUAUUACUGGGGUGUUCCCUUCUGCCCAAAAGGUGUGGAUCCUAGUGAAUACACCAAAGUCAUACUAUGCCAACUUGAAGUGUAUCAGAAGAGCUUGAAAAGUGCUCAGAGACAACUUUUGCACAAAAUGGAUUAUGGCCAACCGAUCCAUCUUACAGCUUCAAGUCGAAAAUAUUUUAAAGAGGACACUCAAGGCAGCGUCAGCCAAGAAGAUACAGAGGAGUGCGUAGCUGAGGACGACACACAGAAACCUGACGAAGAUGAGACAGAACGUGAUGAUAAUUCUGACAGCCAAGAAACACAGUACCUAUCAAGCAAAAGGCAGAAGAUUUCUCAGAGUCCGGCACAGACUGGCCUGGAAAAUGACCAUUGCUCUUCAUCUCAGGAUGAGAACGAUAGCGUGAAGAUGCCGUUUACCCAGUUGCAGCCAAGUGAAUGUGCAGGAGUAGCUCCAGUGGCACCGGGGGAGAGUGCUGUUUCACCAACUGCUGUGAGGAAUGACAGACACCUUAAGGAGCACCCUGACAUUGCCCAGGAAGAAGCGAUUACAGUCUGCCCAGAAACACAGCCUUGUCCAGCUAAGCAGGAGGAAUCUGACAAAGAGGAUCAAACUGAUAUAACAGAGAACAGCUCAGAUCCCCAGGUCAGUAAUUCUUCUGAUGAAGACUUAGUUUGUCUGAAUAAAGUAUACAAAAAUGUGGCGUGUCCAAUGUGUGGGUGUAACUUCUCUCGGACCCAAAUCGAAAGGCAUGCAGCAUACUGCGAUGGGACAAAGAGACAGCAAGAAAUGGCCGUUUUGAGACCAAGAAGUAAACUGAGGAGAAGCCAUGAUAGUUCAGCAGCUGUUAGCAUUACAUCUUCAGACUCUGGCAAGUGUGAGAAAUGUUAUCUUUGUAAAUUACUGGUACCACUGAAAGACUAUCAGGCCCAUGUGGACAACUGUUUGCAGACUGCAAUGCUAGAAACCCAGGGGAGCCAGAGACUCAGAAGCGUCAAGGAAUAUCCAGAGCGUAAUUGCAGGCUCCUGAGCAUGCUGGAGCAUUCAGAAUCCUCCCUGGCAGAAACAAACGGUAAUGCUCCAGAACCCUCCCACCUGAGCCCUCCCAGAGAAGAACAUGGCGCCCAUUUUAGCUCUGAGCAUCUGAACCUCAGCGACUCUCCGAUCAGAUCUUUUGUAGCCAUCUCAGAAGCCACAGAUUGCCUUGUUGACUUCAAGAAGCAGUUUAGCCGUCGGCCGAGCAGUAGAGGAGCCAGCCGCCGGGGGAAGAGACGUAGGAUGUGACCAGCACUACAUGUCAAGGUUCAGGACCAAAUGUUGAAAGUCUGUACAGUCUGUAACCCGUAUCUCUGUUUCUUUGUCUGUGGUUUGUACAGGUAAAGCACAAUACGAACUCUGCACAAGAACGUUU
This is a messenger RNA of Bufo bufo (common toad), 2846 nucleotides long. RefSeq names its product ubiquitin interaction motif containing 1 (gene UIMC1). The coding region runs from base 392 to 2719 and encodes 775 amino acids. The transcript is spliced from 14 exons. Gene Ontology annotation, cellular component: BRCA1-A complex. Lineage: Eukaryota; Metazoa; Chordata; Amphibia; Anura; Bufonidae. Gene Ontology annotation, biological process: double-strand break repair; positive regulation of DNA repair. Gene Ontology annotation, molecular function: histone binding; K63-linked polyubiquitin modification-dependent protein binding. The record is from RefSeq and is a predicted model, not a curated record.